Molecule: messenger RNA, 961 nt
Organism: Mucor mucedo
Lineage: Eukaryota; Fungi; Mucoromycota; Mucoromycetes; Mucorales; Mucoraceae
Exons: 3
Coding region: 38-706 (222 amino acids)
Source: RefSeq, a predicted model, not a curated record
UUUUUUUUUCAUUUUUUUUUCUUCUUCUUCUUUCAUCAUGUAUACAAGCACCCAUAGCAACACAGCCGAUCAAACCCCACUGUUAUCCUCUCCAACACAUAGAAACUACACUUCGAUCCAACGACAAACAUCCAACGAUUAUGCAAUCACGGAUGAAGGCCUAUAUGAACAAGACAACGAAUCGAUGCGACGAAGAAGAGGAUCCGUCAAGCCUCCCAGUUCUGCCAGCAGUAGUAGUCAUCACAUAUCCUCCUCCUCUUCGCAGGAGACAGCUGUGAAUAAACCAUUAUUGACACACUCAUAUUGGCAAUCCAUGUUUGAUCGUUAUUCUACCUCUGUCUACCUCGAGAACAAGGGAAGCGUUGCUCGAGACCAUUUAGCAAAUGAACGAACGUAUUUAGCGUGGCUUCGGACGAGUUUAUCCACGAUCUCUGUAGGCAUUGGUAUCACACAGUUAUUUCGAUUAGAGAGAUCCAUGACGCAUCCCACGAAACAUACAUCUUUUUUGCUAGACGGUCAAAUGAUUGGAUUAUUAUUUAUAUUGAUCAGCAUGUUGUUUCUUGUUUUUGCAUUUAUACGUUAUUUCCAUGCUCAGGUGGCAAUGAUUCAUGGUUAUUUUCCUGCAAGUCGGUCUACGGUGUUGGUGACUUCUGUGCUGUUACUUGUGACCAUGUCUCUCAUGUUAAUUUCGGUGGCAGGCCGUUAAAGAAGAAAAACAAAUCUACAUGGAACUGUCAACACUCACCCCUUAUCCGUUACUUUUUUUUUUUGUUCACAUGAGACAAUGAUAAAAUAUGAAGAUUUGCCCAACAAACAAACAAACUUUUUUUUUUAUGUAUAUAUAAUUUCAGGGGCGGGGAAAAGCCAACAAUGGGAUUUCACGUGGCGGCAUGAAAAGAUGGAGGAGGGGUUUUUUUUUUAUGUGUGUGUGUGUGUAAAAAAGUGUCAGUUUUGUUUUUUU